Entrophospora sp. SA101 is the source of this 132-nucleotide messenger RNA. The record is from the annotation of a GenBank genome assembly. Lineage: Eukaryota; Fungi; Glomeromycota; Glomeromycetes; Entrophosporales; Entrophosporaceae.
GUUGAGUGUCAACGAGAUAUCAAGUUGUUAGAUGCGACUUUUGGUAGCCCAUGGGAAACUGUCACCUUGACAACAUUGGCCCGUGAUCAACAUUUGUUUGUUGAAGGAAACACAAGAGCUAGCAUUAGCUAA